AGAUUGCACGAUCACCUACCUAUCAAAAGAAAUUGACUUUGGAAACAUGGGUUUCAUGGGACAAAACCAGUCACAACCUUUAUGGAUUAUAAUCACAAAUUAAGCAAGAUCAGGGAUGAAGAUAGAUUGACUGAUCUUACAAGUUAUAGGCAAUUGAUUGGGAAAUUAUUGUACCUGACCUUUGUUAGGCAAGAUAUAUCUUAUGCAGUGCAAGUUGUCUCAAUUCAUUGGCGAACCUGAACAUGAACAUCUCGCGGAAGCAGCACCAGGUCAAGACAUCUUGAAGAAAUCAAAUUGCAAUUUGUGUAUUUCUGCUUACUUAGUGAAUCCGUGGAACGAGCAAGGGAGCUCUUUGUGCAUGCUGUUCGAAUGGCACCUGCAGAUGCAGUAAACCCCCUGUAUGUUCAAUUUGCAAAGCUGGAGGAGGAUUAUGGGCUUGCAAAGCGAGCUAUGGAGGUGUAUGAUCAAGCAACUAAGGCUGUUCCAAAUCAUGAAAAGCUUGGCCUGUAUGAGAUUCACAUUGCCCGUGCAGCUGAAAUCUUUGGUGUUCCAAAAAUUAGAGAAAUUUAUGAGCAGGCAAUAGAGUCUGGUCUCCCAGAUAAAGACACGAAGACAAUGUGUUUGAAAUACGCAGGGUCAGUAAAGAGCUUAGGAGAAAUUGAUCGUGCUCGUGGAAUAUAUGUAUUUGCAUCUCAGUUUGCAGAACCAUGCCCUGAUGCUGAUUUUUGGGAUGAAUGGCGAGGGUUUGAGGUGCAACAUGGAAACGAAUAUACCUCCACGGAGUGUUUCUGCAAGUUAUAGCCAGGCAAGCUUCUACCGCUGCUGGCAACCUUGACAGGAAGCUGUUUGUGUUAAGUCAUGGUAUUGGUGUAGAUCGAUAGUUGUUUCGGAGUUAACAAGCGCUGACAUGUCAAUUACAUGUCGUUGUUCUUGCAUAAUCGUGACUGAUCCAAGUUGAAACUUGCAGUUUCUGAACUCUAGAUUCUAAUUCUCUUUCGUUUUAUGCUCUUCCAGGCACAUCCAAUGAAGAGAAAAAGAGCGAAGUGAUGCCAUUAUGAGAGACGCAUGCUCCAAUUUCCAUUGACAAAGAAAGGUUAAGCUGGAGUUCUUCAACUUGAAUUGGGGCCUACGUAGUUCAAUUAUAGUCUUCUCUGACAAUUAAUACACCAAGCUUUAAGAUACAGCAAUGCUUUGCCGCAAAGCUUGACCUUUAAGAAGAGUUAAUGCUAGUGCCAUGAAACGAAUGAUUGCAAGCCUAUCUCAUAGGCAAACAUUUCUUAAUUUCAUGAACAUCAAAAUUGAUUGGUUUCAGUUAAUUAUAAAAA
Messenger RNA from Theobroma umbraticum, 1325 nucleotides. NCBI's taxonomy places the organism in Eukaryota, Viridiplantae, Streptophyta, Magnoliopsida, Malvales, Malvaceae. The record is from RefSeq and is a predicted model, not a curated record.